Molecule: messenger RNA, 4825 nt
Organism: Pimephales promelas (fathead minnow)
Lineage: Eukaryota; Metazoa; Chordata; Actinopteri; Cypriniformes; Leuciscidae
Gene: sema4bb
Product: sema domain, immunoglobulin domain (Ig), transmembrane domain (TM) and short cytoplasmic domain, (semaphorin) 4Bb
Biological process (GO): positive regulation of cell migration; neural crest cell migration; axon guidance
Cellular component (GO): plasma membrane
Molecular function (GO): chemorepellent activity; semaphorin receptor binding
Source: RefSeq, a predicted model, not a curated record
UCGAGUCUCGGUCAGCGCAGCGGUAGAUCCAUGAGCAAAGAAAUCAGCGGUUGCAUUUUAUACAGUUAACCCGGACUGAGGGAAAGGAAACAUGCUGGAAUACAAAACUAAAGGCUCAUUUCCAAAUCACACCAACUGGCUGUCUCUUCGGAGAGAGAUGUAUUGGCUUUAGUGCUACAGAGACUACACAGUCUUCCUGUUUUCAGGACAUACCACCCUUAAAAGCUGAUCAGGCCAAAAGGGAGGAGUUGAUGCAUUUCCAAAUUCUGUUUGGAUAAAGUCAUGCAGAGGAGGACAUUAGAUUCAGCCUCUUUCCCACAAAAACACUGAAGCAUGUGCUGUGGAUGUUGAGAUUCCAGACGAUCUAAUUGGAGUUUGCUACAUGGAUAGUCUCUAUUAGGAGGGAUGUGUUGUUUAAAAUAAGUGUGUUUGACCACAAGGAUCUGAUAUCUCUCCACCUUUGACCUCUUUGAGGACAUAAUUUAGGUAUGGCAAGGUCUCUGUGACCUUAAGUAUCCCUGAAAGAAUCAACGGCAGGGUGUAAACAUUUCAUUUGAAUACCAAAGAUACCUGGAAUAUUACAAUCUUCAAUUGUAUAGCAGUUGACCAUGGCAACCAAAUGGAAAGUAUCCAUGGAAACCAAAAACUCUCUCUGGCUCUUGUUUUGGACCAUAUUAUGGAUUUUUUUGGCUGGAGUUUUACAUGCAACCGUGGUUAAUGAAGAUGAUGUCACAGCACGAAUCAGUUUCUCAUAUAAUGCAGAAGGGCGAUCAGUGAGAGAGUUCUCGGUGGAUGGUGUGUAUAACUAUUCAACUCUUCUGCUGAGCCCAGAUAAAAACAAGAUAUACGUGGGAGCCAGGGAGAAUAUAUUCUCUCUCAGCCUGGACAACAUCAGUGUGACGUAUCUACAGAAAACACUCACAUGGAGCACUCCAGAAAGGAAGAGGAAGGAGUGCAUCUUCAAGGGAAAGGACCCCCAGACUGACUGUUUCAACUACAUCAAGAUUUUACUGCAUUUGAACAGCACACACCUAUAUGUGUGUGGAACAUAUGCCUUCAGCCCCAUCUGCGCUUACAUUAACAUUUCAAGUUUCUCUCUGGAAAGAGAUGAAAAGGGGGAACCCGUAAUGGAGGAUGGCCGUGGACGCUGUCCAUUUAAUCCAGAAUCCAGAUCUACAGCUAUUACAGUGGAUGGGGAACUGUACACUGCUACUGUCAGUAACUUCCAGGGAAAUGAACCCACCAUAUAUAGGAGUCUAGGGACUGGCACCCCUCUCAAAACAGAGAACUCUCUCAACUGGCUCCAGGACCCAGCGUUUGUAGGUUCUGCUCAUAUAACAGGUCAAGACAGUGAGAGAAGUGGUGAUCAGAUCUAUUUUUUCUUCAGUGAGAUGGGAAAGGAGUUCGACUUCUUUGAUAACACCAUAGUGUCCAGGAUUGCACGUGUGUGUAAGGAGGAUCAGGGUGGAGAGAGAGUCCUACAGAAGAAAUGGACCACAUUUCUUAAAGCUCAGCUCUUGUGUUCGCUACCUGAUGAUGGUUUUCCUUUCAACAUCAUUCAGGAUGUCUAUGUGCUUCCUGCCCAACACAAGAAAAACACACUCCUCUAUGCAGUGUUCACUUCUCAAUGGAGUAAAGGUCUAGCAGGCAGUUCAGCAGUAUGUGUGUUCAGCAUGGAUCAGGUAGAACAAGCGUUUACUGGCCGUUACAAAGAGGUGAACCGAGAGACACAGCAGUGGUACACACACACUCAACCUGUACCUGAACCACGACCUGGAAUGUGUAUUACUAAUGCUUCAAGGGAGCUGGGAAUAGGCUCAUCCCUGGAUAUGCCAGAUAAGGUACUAAACUUUGUGAAAGACCAUUUCCUGAUGGACAGACCUGUCAAAAGUCAGCCGGUGCUCUUCACGCACUCUGUGCACUACACACAAAUCGCUGUACACCACGUGCAAGGCCUCCACAGAGCUUACGAUGUGAUGUUCAUCGGCACAGAUGAUGGACGUUUGCAAAAGGCUGUGAAUGUAGCUGGUACGAUGCACAUCAUUGAGGAGAUCCAACUGUUCCCAGAAAAACAGCCUGUACAACACAUUGAGCUGGAUUCGGCUAAGGGUUUGUUAUUUAUGUCGUCACACUCUGGUAUUGUGCAGUUGCCUGUAGCAAACUGCAGUUACCAUAACAACUGUGGUGAGUGUGUUUUGGCCAGAGACCCAUACUGUGCUUGGACAGGAACACACUGUACUGACGUCACACGAAUCGCACCACAAAAACAAUGGCAGCAAGAUAUUGAGGAGGCUGACACUUCAAAAUCAAAAUGUAAUGACACCAUGUUCAGUGUGGACUCUGAAAGCUCUGGUAAAACCGUGUUACCACUUAAUUUACCAAAUUCCCAAGCAUCUGAUUGUGAGAUCAUCAUCGUCCCAGCUAACACCCUUCGCCUGCUGCCCUGCAAUCUUCGCUCCAAUCAUGCCCACAGAAAAUGGUCAUACAAGCCAGGUCACUUCCAGUUCCCCAGCCCAGAUGGUGGAUUAGUAGUCAGCGGCCGAGCAGGCGUAGAUGAGGUCUUCUCUUGUUGGUCAGAAGAACAUGGCUUCUGGCAACUUUUGGCCAAUUACUGUGUAAAGGCAGAGCCUUUAUCCGAGACCACAACCAAUACUGGGCAGAUGGAUGCACCUCUUAUAAUCCAAAGCAUAUCAUCAGACAUCCUGUCCGGUGAAUCGGCUCGCUCUGCUCAACCUCGCAUAAAGACAUAUGGCACAGAGCUGGCUGUAGUGUGUGUUUUGUUAGCUGUGUGUGUGCUUUCGUUCGGGCUGUCGGUAGCCUAUAGACACAGGGGCCGGAUGAAGGAGGUACUAAGAGGGGGAGAACAAACUGCAGGAGCCCAAAAGAGCACAGUCAGGCCUGGGGAGAGUGUACCCCUCAAUGCUGGUGUGCUUCCAACCUCCCCAUCCGACCACAAAAGCUACCAGACUUUGGAGGAAAACUGCGGUUACAUAAUCGCUCCAUCAGAUACAAGCACGCAGCACAACUCCAAGGAAGCACAGACACUCGCCCAAACGCCACAGAAUGAGUUCAAAGAAAGUCAUGUGGAGGUCAGUGACAUUUGCCCUCGCCCCCGGGUACGACUGGGCUCUGAGAUCAGAGACUCUGUGGUGUAAAACAUAGACAUUGCCAAUGAGUUUAUAUGAUUUAUGCAUAAACAAUCUAACAAUCUAAAUGUUCACUUGGGCAGCUUUCAUAAAGACUAAGCGUACUGAGCCCUGAGUAUUAAAAAUAGAUGUGACAAGCUCAGUGUGCGAAUUGCCAAAUUUGAGUUUGACAAUGCCCUCAAAUCCACUCACAUCUUCUUUACUCUUUAAUGUUAAAUUUUAAGUUAUGACACAGUUUAUUGUGUUGAAUAAGUUUUGGAACAGAGAUGCCGUCAGAGAGAACAACUGGAGAAAGAGUGGACCAGAUGGAUGAGCAGAGAGAAAUGGGCAACAAGCCUUCUUGUGUGACCGGUACUGGUGCUUUAUCACUGCCAAGACUUGAGUAAUGACGCUUCACUCAAGGUGAAAAAAAUUGUUUUAUAUGUCUAUUUGUAUUACUUUGCCAUUUUUUUGUGCAAAGAUGCAAUGCAUAUGUGUUUAAUGAGGGUAUUUUAAUCUUAAAAGCUGACUAUGAAAACAAUAGCCCAUCCUCUGCAGAUUGUGAUUAUACCAGCAUUGAACACCAGGCAGUUCAACCAGAGAGCUUGUUAGUGUUGCAGAACUUUCUAAACAUUUUUUUUAAUUAUUUUUUUUUUUAUCAAUUUUUAAUUUCUUAGGCCUUUUUGGGAAUUAGUAUGUUAGUGUUUUCUAUUCUGUGAUUCAGAUGUGUUCUUAUUAGUAAAGUGCCUGGUGUUAAAUAAUGGUAUGAUGUGUAUGGAAAUUUUAAAUGCAAAAAAAAAAAAAAUUUGUUUUAGAUCAAAUGUAGCAAGUGUGAAUGAGCAUCAAGAAACAAAGUUUCUAAAUACUUUUGAAUGUACAUUUGAAGAGCACAAGUACGCGAUUAUGUCUUGCCACAUAGGUUGGUGGUAAUUGUGUUCGGUGCAGCAUAUAGUGCAGUGGAUGGAGUCUAAACGGACAGAAAGACAAUGACGCGGUACAAUACAACAAAAUUACAGUCGAGACAGUAUUGUUGACAUUUGGUAAAGAAUGAGGUAUACUGCAAGAGAAAAGAAUGAUACACAUCGUGGAUAAAUUUGAGGAAAUCAUACUUGACUAAUACAGAUAAUGUGGCGAUUCCAGUUGGAAAAGGUUGAAAACGUCUGUAAAUUUGCAAUCUGCUUUAGGGUUAAAAAAGAAAAUUUAGAAGAACAUGGUUACAAUAAUGGGUCAUCCGUACUUAAAACAAACCCUCUCUGACACAAACACUAACUUCGCUAUUAUAGACUUUCUUGGAAAAAUCGUUUUAAACCACAUUAACCGUGACAUGUUUGAUGUUGUUUAAUCAUGUGUUACAUUCCAUUGUGUUUUCAGCUUGAGUGUUUUGAAUGGAAAAUGUAAAGUAGAUUGUGAUUUUAUAUACUUUACACUGUUUUGCUGUUGUUUUACAUUGUACAUUCACGCACUUUAUUUUUUCUACCAGUAUUUGUAAGCUGUAAAUGAGGUAGGCCACUGUCAACGUCUUGGUUUCGUAGUCAAGGUUUGUACAUCAAAAGAAGUUGUAAAAUAGGUCUGAAAGAGUGUCUCCACAGUCUGACAUGCAAAAUAAAAUUUUGCAUAAACUUGAUCGGUCAGUCUGACUGUCUUUCUAAUUAAGGUCAGUUCAUAUGCAGCUGAAGAAAAUAAAAUCAGAGAGCUUCUUA